Protopolystoma xenopodis is the source of this 159-nucleotide messenger RNA. NCBI's taxonomy places the organism in Eukaryota, Metazoa, Platyhelminthes, Monogenea, Polystomatidea, Polystomatidae. The record is from the annotation of a GenBank genome assembly.
CGCUUCUUGUUGGACAGCUGUCCUGGGUCCAAGAGUCUUCUUUUUGAUAUAUUCGUUGAGUCUGCUGCUCAGACAGCACUUGAAAAUAUCGCUGACUUCUCUCUUCUAAUCUCCUGCUCAUCACGUUUCUUUGGAAAUGGAUGUCCGCAGCCUCCCUGA